AUGUACUCCAUCGCUCUGGGAGCCCAGGCGUUCUGGUCGCCCUUGGCCAAGGUGCCAAGAGUCGUCUGGACUGUUGUUGGAAACUGUCUGACGCUUGCCAUCUGUAUCCCGGCAUACUACCACUUCGAGUCUGUUGUUGAGAACUUCAUGAACAUCAUCGGCUACUACCUGGCCAUUUACGACGCCAUCUCGCUUUCGGAGCACUUUUUCUACCUGAAGGGCUUCAGCGGCUACAACCUGGAGAUCUACAACAACAAGAGGCUUCUGAACCCAGGAUACGCGGGCGCGUUCGCUUUCUGCUGCGGUGCUGCAGGUGUGGUUAUUGGUAUGGACCAGACCUGGUACGCCGGUGUCAUUGGAAGAAAGAUUGGAGAGUUUGGUGCAGAGAUUGGAUUCGAGCUUGCCUUUGCCUUUGCCUUCAUUGCCUACAACGUCACCAGGCCUCUGGAGAGAAAAUACUUCGGUCGCUAG
This is a messenger RNA of Ogataea angusta, 471 nucleotides long. RefSeq lists its product as uncharacterized. The record is from RefSeq and is a predicted model, not a curated record. Gene Ontology annotation, biological process: transmembrane transport; cytosine transport. Lineage: Eukaryota; Fungi; Ascomycota; Pichiomycetes; Pichiales; Pichiaceae. Gene Ontology annotation, cellular component: plasma membrane; fungal-type vacuole membrane. Gene Ontology annotation, molecular function: nucleobase transmembrane transporter activity. The transcript has a single exon. Bases 1 to 471 code for a protein of 156 amino acids.